Molecule: messenger RNA, 957 nt
Organism: Miscanthus lutarioriparius
Lineage: Eukaryota; Viridiplantae; Streptophyta; Magnoliopsida; Poales; Poaceae
Source: the annotation of a GenBank genome assembly
AUGGAUAGCUCCUCAGAUGCUCAUGGGCGUCACAAGUGCGCGGCAUGCUUCCGGCAGUUCAACAAGAUGGAGCACCUGGUGGAGCACAUGCGGGCGGCGCGGCACUCGUCGCACGAGCCCCGCUGCGACAUCUGCCGCAAGCACUGCCGCUCCUUCGAGGCGGCCGCCAACUGCGCCGACGCCUUCGCCUCGCGCGGCUGCAUCAUCUGCCUCCGCGUCCUCGCCAGCGCCGCUGCGCUCGGAGCCCACCGCGCUGCGUGCCGGCUCUCGCGCACCCCACCGCCGAUGAUGCCGAGGGCGCUGCAGCAUCACCAGCUGCCGGCGACGCAGCCGCAAGGAGUAGGAUGCGCGCUCGCGCUGGGCUGCAAGAUGGUCGGCGCCGGCAGCGACGGGUCGCUGGACGUCUGCGCGCGGGUGUGCGUCAUCGACGAGCAGGAGAACAUCCUGUUCGAGGCCCUCCUGAAGCCGCUGCUCCCGGUGACGCACUACCGCAGCGGGGUGGAGGAGCUGCUGCUCGGCGGCGAGCAGCAGCCGUGGAAGGUGCGCACCAGCCUGGGCAGGGCGAGGCUGCUGGUCGGCCACGGCCUGGAUCACGACCUCGACGCGCUGGGCAUGGACUACCCGGCCUACCUCAAGCGCGACACGGCCACGUACCCGCCGCUGAUGAAGACGAGCAAGCUCAGCAACUCACUCAGGUUCCUCACGCUCAAGUACCUCGGCUACGAGAUCCAGACGGGGCGCCAGCACCCCUUCGAGGACUGCGUCGCCGCCAUGCGCCUCUACCGCAGGAUGCGCGGGCAGCAGCACCCCCGGGGCGGCCGCGACGCCGACGCACCGGCGGCGACCGCGGACCAGGCGUUCCCGGCGUGGAGGCAGCGGGAGCUGGAGCGCAUGACGCCUGAGGAGCUCCUCCGGCUCUCCACGCCGGACUACCACUGCUGGUGCCUCGAUGCGUAG